Messenger RNA from Fusarium venenatum, 2109 nucleotides. Lineage: Eukaryota; Fungi; Ascomycota; Sordariomycetes; Hypocreales; Nectriaceae. The record is from RefSeq and is a predicted model, not a curated record.
AUGGAUUACUCACAGGAUCAAUCCGCACAAAACACGCGUCACGUCGCAGGAACGCGCCGCUAUCGCUCCAAGUCUCAAAGACCAUGCGACUUAUGCCGCACUCGUAAAGUGCUCUGUAACAUCCCUGACCCUACGCGACCAUGUCAGCUCUGUGAUCGCAUUGGAAGGGAAUGCACCUUUGUUGGAAACCCAAAUAAGAAGCCCAGGGAUAGGCGUGUCCGUAGAGGGGUUGAUGUUGAGGCCCUGCAAUCCCCGAGUGCUAUUCUUGCUGCCCAGACUGGGACGUCUUUUGAGGCUCAAUCAUACCAUGGCAAUGGCGACUUAGACGGUGAGGCGGUUCUGUCUCUUGAUGAAAGCCAGGCUGACUGCGAUGAAAUGAAAGAGACUCAAACCCCCGUCAAUGAGACUGGUUCCGGUAUAACGCCUAUCGCUGACAUGUUAUCUCAGCCCAUCCUCUCUGAUGAAACCGACAUCAACUGGGAUCUAACAUUCAACCACCAAGACCAAGCCUUUGACUUUCUUACCAACGGCGAGUUACCCACUUUGGACUAUGUAAACGAGCAGACACCGCCCGAGCUUCGCAAUAUUGCACAUUCACCAAACAUAACAAUCACAGCGCAGGCUUCGACUGAUCAAUCCAUACCCGUUGAGAGAUUAUCCAUGGAUCAAACAGCAGACUGCUCAACGUCACUUAUUGGUUUCUCCAAUGAAUCGGAUCCCUUUUCACUUGAUCAUUUUCCAUACGGAUCCAAUGACGAAGUCGACUUUUUCCGCGUCACGUAUCGUAGACAAGAGCAACAAGAUCAUGGACUAACGAUUCACUUCCUGCAGAGUCAAACUGCGACAGCCGUCGAAGGGCAAAGGGUUAUAGAAAAGUGCAUAUCCCCGCUUGAUGACAGGAAAUUCGUCUUCAAAUCCCUACCCAUUUUGAGUAGCUCUCAAGUCUUUCCAGAUCUGGAUGCCUUUGUUUCAACAGCAUCAACGGGCUUACUAGCAGGAAUAUACGCCCUCGCCCUUCCCUUCACAUCAUGGGACGAAAAGCUGUGUCUUGAUAGCGCGUACUCCAAACCAGACAUAAAGCAGCUCUGGCAAGUCUCGUACACAUCUUUGCAAAAAGAGCUCCAUUUCCCACGCCUUUCUACAAUUCAGAUAUACAUUCUUCUCCUCAACUAUACACCUUUUGAUGCAGUGUGUGUCGAGAACCCCUUCGUUUGGUCCCUUGCCUCCUCGAUGCUGGCUAUGUCGCAAUCCCUGGGGCUAAAUGUUGAUCCGAAGGGUUGGAAAUUACCAGAUUGGGAGAUAAGGUUGAGAAGGAGACUGUGGUGGGCUGUUUAUGUAGAAUAUACUUGGCGGGCUGUAACGCAUGGGCGGUGUUCCAUGCUUUCGGACGACGAUUGGAACGUGGCACCUUUGACAGAGGAGGAUUUCCUGUUUGAUGCGACAGCUCACGUGCCUGACUAUGCGCAGGCUUUGUCUUAUGAUUACUUCGUCCAGCUUUGCUCACUCACGGAGAUAACAAGCCAGAUCUGUCGACAAUUCUUCUCAUUACGGGCCGUGUCGCGUCCGCAGGUCCUUGAGGAUCUUCUUGAACAAGCCCGUCGUCCUCGUCAGCAGCUCUUGGAAUGGCUGCAAAGCCUCCCUGGAUCCCUGGUCCUCACGCCAAAACCCACUGACAUAGAAGCUGAUACUGACGACUCGAUCACAAGCCAUAGAUCCCUCUAUGUCGCUUACUACACUGCUCAUAUCCUGAUCUUGCGCGCUCUUCUCCGACCUAUAAUCGACAAGAACACAUCUCUUGACCAUCAUGCACAGGAAACAGUUUUACAGUCGUGUCGCGGUCUCAUACAAACAGUCAUCAAGUUUAUACGUGGACUGGAUGCAAGACACCAGUCUGCCUUUUGGCCAGCUUAUACGAGGAACUGUCUCGCGUAUCCUGGUUUGUUUUGUUAUAUGCUCUGUUUGCAGAAGAGACAGCCGGAAAUGUCGUCGUAUGACCAGAAUCUGCUUGCGACAUGGAGAAGAACUUUGAGGACUAGAAUGCAGUCCUGGCCGUUUUUGCGGUUCGCUAUCGUCAAGGUUGACGCCAUCUAUUGGAAGAAGCUGUAUUAG